AUGGCUAGACCGUCCCCAUACGGGCCCUACGGUGGGCACCACCCUCACCACCCGGUCAAAGAAAUGGUCAAGCCACCGUAUUCAUACAUUGCUUUGAUCGCCAUGGCGAUCCAGUCGGCCCCGGACAGAAAGAUCACUCUCAAUGGUAUUUACCAGUUCAUCAUGGAGAAGUUUCCCUUCUAUAGGGAGAACAAACAAGGCUGGCAGAACUCAAUACGCCACAACUUGAGCUUAAACGAGUGUUUCGUCAAGAUUCCAAGGGAUGACAAGAAGCCAGGAAAGGGAAGCUACUGGACUCUUCACCCGGAGAGCUACAACAUGUUCGACAAUGGGAGUUACCUCCGGCGAAGACGUCGAUUUAAGAGGAGUCCAGCGGAGAAAGAAAAGGAGGAGAGGUUAAAGCGCUUGGAUGAGAAUAAGGAAGGGAUAAAGGAAGGUCUAGAGGAAGGGGAGAUACAACAUAACAGUUCAAGGGGCGACUCUGGUUCCAUGUCAAAUGGAAACGCUAGUAAUACUUCCGGGUCGAUGUCAGAUUCUGAGACUCCAGUGAAGUUAGAGAAGGACUCGUUGCGUCAUCGGAAUUCAAUGUCUCCUGGGGAACUGACCAGAAGCACGAAGGUCGAACCAUCUGACCCUCCUCAGUCAGAGUGUAUAGGAGGAGGAGGUCUAGUUGAUCAUCAUCAUCAUCAUCCAAUGGUUGAUAGGAUGGGCGGAGCCAGACUCCUUUCUCACCACUCCUCCCAUCUCUCGCACAAUCAGCUUCAAGGCCAUGGGCUGAGUCUUCAAGGACAAGGGUUAUGUGGAGUAUCAAGCAGUUCCUUGUCCCUGCCUCCCGAUCCUAUGUCACCAAUAGAAUCAUCAGUCAGCAACUUUUCAGUAGAAAACUUUCUAUCACCGUCACAUCUGGCUAACGGAGCCGACAUGGGAGCUACGUCUAGCACUCCCCUCUCAUCUCGACCCCCACCGUUGAUUUCCCCACACCUUCUGUCCUACUCCCGCUCUUCGGAGCUCUACCGGCCCAGCACUGCCUGCAGCCAAGCAGCUUCACCCCCUGCCACCAGCUAUAACUACCACUGCGGCAACGGAUCAGCCUCGUCUAGCUCUGGCUACCCAUCUGCCAGCACGCCGCAUAUCCCAGCAGGCCAUAGUCAGCAACCCAGUAACGGAUUAUCCAGGCAUCACCAUCACGGAGUGAUGAACAUGUCCACAAACAACCCAACCAGCAGCAGCGCUAACGGAGGCGGCAGUCACGGCUGCGCGGAUGACAACACAGGAAGCCCGCUUGCCAACUCUCAUAGCCAUGGAGGACAUACGAGCCAUUUAUCGCCACACUCUUCCUCCCUCCACCAAGCCAACGGCCUAAGUUCCAGCGUCUUUUCCUCCAUGUCGCAACAUAAGGACUUUGGCUACCCACGAGCCAGUAGCUGGUACAUGAACCCAGCUGCCUCCACCGAUUUAAAUCCGGCACCUUCAGACUUUAGCUCAUUUCCUGGGAUGAGCAUGCGAGACAUGUUCCAAAACUCAGCUAGUUGUCAGUUAGCGGCUUUCAGAGCUCCGUCUUAUAAAACAUCAUCAUCUUACUAUGACUGUACCAAAUAUUGA
Candidula unifasciata is the source of this 1602-nucleotide messenger RNA. The record is from the annotation of a GenBank genome assembly. NCBI's taxonomy places the organism in Eukaryota, Metazoa, Mollusca, Gastropoda, Stylommatophora, Geomitridae.